CUCAUGCUAGCUUUGUAGACGGAUUUUACUUUACACUGAAGUCUGCUUUUGACGUAAGAUGAGUCUAGACUCGCUGUUUCAGCAAAUUCUUCUAACUGAGCAACAGUUAGCCGAUCAGACAAACAAAUUUCAAGAAGCAAAAGUAGCCAUUAUCAGAUGCCAUGAGCAGAUAAAAAGCACCAAUGAAAUUCUUGAAAAGACCAAAGAAGAGCAUGAUAAAAAGGCUCAGCAGUUGUCACUGAUGAAGCUGCAGCAUGGUCUGAUGAAGAAACAAGAAAACCAGAUGUUGAUGAAAAAUGAGGAGCUGCUGGGCCAGAAGAACCACCUCCAGGAACAUCUAGCAAAGAUAAAGAGGGAGUCUACAGAAGAAAAGGAAACAUUUCUGCAAGAGAUUUCAAGGUUUAACAGUGAGUUCAGUCUCACAAGGAACAGAGAGAUAGAGUCCAAGAACCAAACAACCUCUGAGAUCCUGGACCUGGAGAGGAAGGUGGAAUUGUUACACCAAGAGAUGGAGCAGAUGAGCUGCAGGAACAGUCACAUGAGCACCAUGCAGGAGCAGAAGAGAGAACUACAGCUUGAACUUAAGAGCCUGGAAGACCUGAAUAAAGACCUGGAGCAGCAGUUGAUGGAGGCUGAGGCAAUGACAGAAUCUCUGAAAGCGGAGGGCCUGUUUGUCAGUCAGAAACCUCUCACUGACAGUACCUGUCUUAGAUUUCAUGUGUUUCCCAGGCUGAGGAGGGAGCUGGAAAUCCAUAAAGACGGAGAGCUGGAGCUCCGUAGAGAGGCGCUGAGCUCUGAAAUACAGUUCAUCAAGUCUAAGCUGGACAGCAGCCAGGGAAGUGGGCGGCAUGAGAUUUGACACAGAGAAGAUACAGGAGUGUUUCACUGGUUUACUGAUAGUCUGUUCUGUUUAAUAAAUAUACAUCCUGAUGAAUAAGGAGCAGGGAGAGAGCAGGAUUAUAAACUGUGCUCUUCUAUAUUUACUUAAGAAGAUCCAUGAAUAGAGCAAAUGCCAACCUUUGAUUAACCGCAGUCAGCUCAGACUGUCUUUCAAACAUUCAGAGAUGUAAACUGUUGCCUGAAGAGUUAAUACAAAAAAAGCUAAUGACUUUAAAACUUUAGGAAUUGUAAGUAAAAUAUUUCUUGUUAUACUUGUUUCAGUUUCAGUAAAACACAGCAGAGAUUUUAACCUUGAACUAGGUGUUUUAAUGACUGUAUUUUAUGUGUACAUAAUCUGUCUCUACAAUACUAAC
Cheilinus undulatus (humphead wrasse) is the source of this 1253-nucleotide messenger RNA. RefSeq names its product coiled-coil domain containing 172 (gene ccdc172). The transcript is spliced from 8 exons. Lineage: Eukaryota; Metazoa; Chordata; Actinopteri; Labriformes; Labridae. The record is from RefSeq and is a predicted model, not a curated record. Gene Ontology annotation, cellular component: cytoplasm. Bases 59 to 859 code for a protein of 266 amino acids.